Messenger RNA from Camellia sinensis, 1095 nucleotides. Lineage: Eukaryota; Viridiplantae; Streptophyta; Magnoliopsida; Ericales; Theaceae. The record is from RefSeq and is a predicted model, not a curated record.
AUGGAUGAGAAUUUGACUGAUCAGCAUAAUUUAUCAGAGCUAGAGAAUACAACAAUGGAUGCCAUGAUGAGAGAUUGGACUAAUCUUCCAAGUGAGCUUUUGAGCUUGAUCUUGUCACAUCUCUUUCUUUAUGAUAUCAAAAGGUUCCGCAAUGUCUGCAAAACAUGGCAAUCAGUUACUUCCCAACAAGUAGUGCCAUUUCCAAUUCAUUGCCCAAUCACCCAAUCUCAUUGGCUCAUGUUUUUCCUCGGAUACAAAGUGCCUUUGAAUUUUUACAACCCCUUAUACGAGGACACAUACCAAAUGGCUAUUCCUUGUGAGUUAUCCGGUGCAGUGCUUCGCUUCUCCAAUAAUGGUUGGUUGCUUAUGUCUAGAGAUUUACCUGAAUAUUACUAUUUUGAUACUGUAUCCUUCUCUUCCGUGCCCACAUCCUUAGACUGUACCGUUUUUGGCAUACUCGGCCUUUUUAAUGAUAUAGCUUGGUUUUCAUCCAUUUCUCGUGGUGAGGAAUCUUGGACUUGGGCUAAGGUUAAUAGCAAUCUAAAUUUUCAACCAUCUCAUACUAAUCCAGUUUUCUACAAUGAGCUCUUUUACUGCUUGGGUCAAGAUUGUAACUUGGGGGUGUUUAAUCCAAAGGAAAAGGAUUCGAGCUGGACAGUUCUUGAUGGCCCCAAGAAACCCCGUGGCUGUGAUUCUGUGUAUGAAAGUUAUCUGAUGGAGUGUGAUGGAAAGCUAUUGUCGGUGUUUGUGGGCAACAGGGGAAGAGGGGUUUUUGUUUACACAUUGGAUGAAUCGGAGAUGGCAUGGCAGAGAGUAACUGAUUUGGGUAGCAAAAUGUUGUUUGUGAGUCACUCCACAUCUUUUUCAUCGACCAAAGUAGUAGAAGGAAUGGAGAACAAGAUACAUUUCCCCAGAUUUUGUGGAAAAGAUGGGGUAUUCUAUUGUCUUGCAACCAGUCGGUAUGGAUCCUUUGGCAGUAACAUCCGUAAAAAGGACCUUCGCGGCACAGAAGAACAGCUACACUGUAGUUGGAUUGAGCCAAUAACUGGAACAUAUACUGAGGAAGAGCUUAACUGGCUUGCGGUGGCAAGUUGA